CACAUAGCAUGGCUCGCUCUCCUCACCCCUCUGGCUGGAGGGAGAUGACAAAUGGAGAAGGGCACCCCCAUUACAACCAUGGCGGCCAGACCGGGGGUUCCCACAGCACCACGCGCUACAUGCAGAAGAAACAGCACCGCCACAGACGCAGGUCCUCCUCCCCGAUGGGCCGGGUCAUUAUCAUCAACUCACCUGUUGACGGAGGGGAGGACAGUGAAGACAUUCACACAGUGACAGUAGAUAAGAGUCCAGAUGGGCGGUUGGGGUUCAGUGUCCGUGGGGGGUCUGAACAUGGACUUGGCAUAUUUGUCAGCAAGGUGGAGGAUGACAGCACUGCAGAGCAGGCUGGGCUGACGGUGGGUGAUAAGCUGGUGGAGGUGAACGGGGUCAGCCUGGAGAGCAUCACCAUGAGCAGCGCUGUGAAGGUCCUGACGGGCAACAACAGGCUGCGGAUGGUGGUGAGACGGGUGGGCAAGAUUCCCGGCAUUCGCUACUCCAAGGAGAAGACCACAUGGGUGGAUCUGAUUCACCGGCGGAUGGUGGUGGAGGAGAGCGGUCGAACACCGUCAGAGACGAGUUCAGACAGUGCUCUCCGGAGGAUCGUGCAUCUCUUCACCACAUCAGAUGACUACUGUCUGGGCUUCAACAUCAGAGGAGGCAAAGAGUUUGGACUGGGAAUUUAUGUUUCUAAGUUGGACCCAGGUGGGCUUGCAGAACAACAUGGCAUCAAAAUGGGUGAUCAAAUCCUUGCAGCAAACGGGAUCGGCUUUGAUGACAUCACCCAUAGCAAUGCAGUCGAGGUUCUGAAGAGCCACACUCAUGUCAUGUUGACCAUCAGGGAAGCUGGGAGAUAUCCUGCAUACAAGGAGAUGGUGGCAGAAUACGGCUGGCUCGACAAACUGGCCAGUGGGGGCCGUGCUCCAUCCUCCCAAGGUUCAGAUUCAAACUCCUCUGCCUCCUCGUUGUCCUCCAGCACCCCUCUCAGCUCCCUCAGUGGUCUUUCCCAGGUCCUUUUCCCUCCAGUCUUUGGCUCAGACAUGGUAGACAUCGCCAUCUCUACAGAAGACUGCUCCCGACGUCCAAGCAGUGCCGAGCGAACUGCUGAUACCGCCAUGCAGACCGACCCCCAUCCUCCAAACUACCAGGACCACUCCUUAAGUAAUGGGUCUUUCCCUGAAACGCCAGUUACCACAGAAACCAGCAGGACUGUAGGGACCACCAUGCUCCUGAAGGACACAGUCAUUCGAGGGAAAGGGGAAGGGCCUAGGGAGAUGGGUGGAGCUGGAGAAAGAGGGCGGAGACAUACAAGGACACUUUCAUCUGGGGACCAGGAAGAAGUGAAACAAUCACCUCAGACCGCGGCACUGAUGGCCUUGAGCAGACCGCGGAAACCAAUCAGACGUUCCCAGAGUCACAUCACUGCAUCAGAGGAAAAAGAAAAGAAAAAGAGACAGCAAAAGGAGAAGAGCGCGAGAGAGGGUAAAACCAGCCUGCAGCGAUCUAAAACCUUUGUCAACCUCUUCUUCAAGAAAGACCGUAAAGGGAAGAGCCGCUCCAAGUCACCGUCACAUCAAGCAGAUAAAGAUAAGGAGCGGGGUCGUUCCUUCCAGCUCUUGACCUCCCCGAGGGAAUCCCGUGCUGGGGUUAAAGACAGCAGCCUGCUGCCCCGACCAGAGACCCUGCAGCAUGUGGAGGAUAUGGCUAAGAGACUGCUCAGUCAGGAUGAAGUGGCUGCUGUGAUGAGACACUGCAGGCGGUUUUUGUCUGACAAUGUGACUGAGGAUUUGGUACGUCCUCUUUUGGCAAUCUUCGACAGGCCAGAGAAACUGCUGCUUCUCAGAGAAAUAAGGAUGCUGAUUCCUACAACCGAGCUGGGUCGGUUUGACAGCAUGGUCAUGCCCUUUGAGCUCGAGGCGUACGAUAUUCUCAAGAGUCGCUCUGUUCGUUCUCCAGUUCUGCGCUCCCCUCGCAGUGGAACCCCUCGCCGUCACCUCAUCACACCCGUCCCAGACUACAGGGGUGGGUUCCACCUCCAGCCGGUCCAGGACACCCAGCCGGAGCGUAAGCUGAUCGAUGAUUUCGAGAGAUUACGUUUUUCUGGCCAGCAGUCAGGCCAUCUGCCUCCAUCCCGUGCCUUCACCCCUCUGCUGGAUGUACCUGUGGAUAACUACACCUCCUCGCCUGGGCGAACCCGCUCUCUGAGUCCAUCACCCACCCACAGCUUACUCCUCACAGAAUCACCACACAGCACCCAACGUGGGCGCCAACCCCAUCUCUCUCCAAACAGAAGAGAAAACGGGCCCUCACGGUAUGAUGACGUCUCCUUAUUGUCAGCGUCUGACCGAAGAGACCUUGAACGGGGGAGGUCACCUGUGAGGAACGGCCAUGGGAGAGCAAGGAGGGAGGUCAGUCCUGACAGCAUAGAUGGCAGACAGCGCAGGCAGGGGGGCUUCACAGAGGUCAGCGUUCGUGUUCCUUCACAGCGGAGAGGGAGAACCCCUCUGUCUCAUGUUUUCCCGACCCAGAGAGACAAGAGUCCAUCUACAGGCAGAGAGAGCAGUCAGCAGUUCAACGGACAUUCACAAAAUGGUCACGGUGUGAAAAGAAGAGCACCUGAGGAGUAUGAUAUCAACACUUUGACCAUCACCAAGGCCAAGCAGUCACUGGGUAUCAGUAUCUCUGGAGGUAUGGAGUCUAGAGUCCAGCCCAUGAUAAAGAUUGAAAAAAUAUUCCCAGGAGGAGCUGCAUCUACAAAUGAGGCUUUGAAGGCAGGAUAUGAGCUGUUGUCCGUGGAUGGCGAGAGUCUUCAGGGAGUGACUCAUCAGCAUGCGGUGGACGUUAUUCGCAGAGCAUUCAGUAACAAGGCCAAAGACCCGAUGGUUUUUGUGCUCAAGGUCCCAAAGGUCCCCAGCAGCCCCAGGAGACCUGCAGACUAACCUCUGUGUGCCUCACAGUCAAACUGAUGUUCAGGCAUGAGGACACAAAAACCUGCAGCUCCUGGGCCGGUGAAUAAACUCCAGGAUUCUCUCCAGAAGAAGAAAUUUGGGACAGGUAGAUCUCCGGUCACUGUGGAGGGGAAUGCAUUGAAGCAUGUGUCCUAUGAAAAGCAGAGUUAUGACAGUAAAUAUGUCAAAUAAAAGGAGGACAUUAAA
Molecule: messenger RNA, 3152 nt
Organism: Eleginops maclovinus (Patagonian blennie)
Lineage: Eukaryota; Metazoa; Chordata; Actinopteri; Perciformes; Eleginopidae
Gene: pdzd7a
Product: PDZ domain containing 7a
Exons: 15
Coding region: 9-2936 (975 amino acids)
Biological process (GO): auditory receptor cell stereocilium organization; sensory perception of sound
Cellular component (GO): plasma membrane; cilium; stereocilia ankle link complex
Molecular function (GO): protein binding
Source: RefSeq, a predicted model, not a curated record